Molecule: messenger RNA, 134 nt
Organism: Strongyloides ratti
Lineage: Eukaryota; Metazoa; Nematoda; Chromadorea; Rhabditida; Strongyloididae
Exons: 2
Source: RefSeq, a predicted model, not a curated record
UUGUAAAUACAGCUGAUGCUGAAAAUUUAUAUUCACAAAACAAAAUACAAAAACCAGUUGAAGAACCAGUAAAUAGUAUUGCCUAUGUUAAUGAUAUAGUUAUUCUAAAAUAUCAUGUUGAAAAUAAGAGAUAA